Molecule: messenger RNA, 621 nt
Organism: Leptosia nina
Lineage: Eukaryota; Metazoa; Arthropoda; Insecta; Lepidoptera; Pieridae
Source: the annotation of a GenBank genome assembly
AUGGGUGGAUUAUUCACUAAGAGUAAAAAAACAGUGACGAGAGUAACUGAACAAGAUAAGGCAGUACUUCAGUUAAAACAACAAAGGGACAAAUUAAAGCAGUACCAAAGAAAGAUUGAAAUAAAUCUGGAAAAACAACGACAACUAGCAAAAAAGCUAUUAGCAGAAGACAAACGAGAUAAGGCGAAAUUGCUUUUGAAAAAGAAGAGAUACUUAGAAAAUCUUUUACUAAAUACUGAUGUACAAUUAGAUAAACUGGAACAGCUAACACACGAUUUGGAGUUCACUCAGAUUGAAGUACAGGUACUUGAUGGCCUAAAGAAUGGAAAUGCUGCUUUGAAGAAAGUACAUGAAAUGCUUAGUAUUGAUGAAAUUGAAAGAAUUAUGGAUGAAACUAGGGAAGGUAUUGAAAAACAAAGAGAACUUGAUGAGCUAAUUUCUGGCCAAUUAACUGAGGAAGACGAUCAAGCAAUUGAAGCUGAGCUAGAAGAGAUGCUAGAUGUAGGAGUUGAGCUUCCUGAAGUUCCUACGACAGACUUACCUGAAAUCUCUCAUGAGGCUGUACCUGAUAAGACUAAGAAAUCAAAAGAAAAUUCACAAAAGAUAGCUAUGGAGGCAUGA